UUCGUUAUGAGUUUUGACGAUCACGAAUUAUCACAUUGUAAAUAUGUUGUAUGCGAUACAUAUUCACCCUCGUCACUUUCUUACCUAAUCAUUAUUGUACUCCCUUAGGUUCUGUUGUGAGUAACAAUACGUAUAUAUGCAUAUACAUAUAUUUAUGUUAACAGAUCAUUAUAUAUUCAGGUUAUCUAUUAUUCAUCGCUUGGUGUCGGUUGUCUCCCUGGAUUAAACUGUUUGACACCGUUCGUGAUCAAGUCAUUGACGUAACUUCAUGCUGUGCCAUAGUUAGGUAAAGAUGGAUUUAACUUUUGUUCCCGUUCCUAGUCCACAUAUCGCCGACUAUAUCGUUAUUGCCGUUUUUCUAUGUAUCUGUAUGGGGAUCGGCGUUUACUAUGGUUACCAGACCAAUAAGACACCAACAUUGGAUAACUAUUUCCUUGGAAACCGACGUCUUUUACUUUUACCGGUGGCAAUGUCCCUUUUUGUGACUUUUGCAUCAGCGAUUUCACUCAUGGGCACUCCAGCCGAAAUAUAUGUCUACGGAAUUCGCGGGGUGUACAUAGGUAUCGGUUAUACCUUUUCUGUGAUGAUAGCGAGUAUCACCGUAGUUCCUCUACUCUAUCCGCUACGACUCACCAGUACAUACGAGUAUCUUCAACUUCGGUUUCGUUCAAAAGGCGUACGUACGUUGGGGACAAUGAUUGGGAUGCUGCAAACGGUUGCCUAUAUGGGAGUGACACUAUAUGCUCCAGGGUUGGCACUUCAAACAGUUGCUGGAAUACCUCUGUGGCUCUCUAUCGUUGUUAUCGGGCUCGUUGGCACCAUAUAUACAGCAAUCGGAGGAAUCAAGAGUGUAGUUUGGACGGACGCGUUCCAGUUCGUUAUGAUAUUUACAGGAUUGGCAGCAGUUACCAUAAAGGGUAGCAUUCUCAUGGGGACACGUUACUCUGUGGUAGGGAUAGCGACUGAGGGGAAAAGACUUGAGAUAUUUAACUUUGACCUGGAUCCUAGAACUCGCCAUACCAUAUGGGGAACUUGUAUAGGCGUUACCUUUACUAUGCUUCCGAACUGGUGUAACCAGUCCAGUAUUCAAAGGGUCUCGUCUCUUCGCAGUGUUAGGGCUGCUAAAAUAGUAUUUUGGCUUCUGGGACCUAUGGCCAUUGUCUACUUCGUGUUUCUCGGAUAUUUGGGAAUUCUCUUAUACUCGUAUUACAACGCUUUGGAAUGUGACCCUGUCCAAGCCGGAUUCCUCAGCAACUUUAAUCAGUUGAUGCCUUAUUUCGUGCUUGAUGUAAUGCGGUCACUGCCCGGUUUAUCUGGUAUCUACAUCAGCUGUUUGUUUAGUGGCGCUCUCAGCACGCUUUCGUCUGGAAUCAACGCUUUAGCUGCUAAUACUGUGGAAGAUAUUCUAGGAGACUGCGUUAAAAAGUCGAAAAUAGUUUCACAGACAUUUGCAGCAAAGAUAUUCGUGUUUUCGUACGGACUGGUAGUCAUUGGAUUGGCCUACGCCAUUAACUCAAUGUCUGGAUCCAUCACUCAGAUGGCCCUUUCAGUAUUUGGGGCGUGUGGAGGACCUUUGGCCGGACUCUUCUUUCUUGGAGGAAUGAUACCGAAAGCUAACUGGAUAGGAGCCAUGGUCGGCAGCUUGACGGCUCUUGCUUUCAACAUGUGGAUCACAGUAGGGUCACAAAUGUACGGUGCGAAACCUGUAAAAUUAACCCAGAACCCUACGAGUGGAUGUUUCCCAAACAACCUAGUAGUUACAAUGAACGACACUUCGAUGUACAGUUAUAACAGUACAAUGAACACCACUCCGUUCGGCGACGCUGGACACUCAAGCAUGUCAUCAAACGGUGUUAUCGCUCCGGAUGAAGCAUUUUUCCUGUACAAUGUGUCCUACGUAUGGUAUGGUUUGAUUGGAUUCUGCCUAACACUGAUCAUUGGCAUCGUCGUGAGCUGGUUAACGGGUGGUGAUCGCGGAGAGCCUGUGGAAGCCCGUCUGAUCUUCCCAAUUUGUAGAAAGAUAUGCUGUCUGAAAUCAAAAUAUGUUUAUGAAGUUGCUGAGAUCAAUGAGAAGAACAUGCAUCCGAUUACGUUUGAAGCCAAGGGACCACCCAUCUAUUUCCAGCCUUACGAUGACGAAGGCACAUCUACGUUUUAGCGACAAGUAGCAACUGCCUCUGGUUAAUCCGGGUACAAAAAGCGCGAAGAGUCUUGAUUGUGAAUAUCAACA
Molecule: messenger RNA, 2230 nt
Organism: Mizuhopecten yessoensis (Yesso scallop)
Lineage: Eukaryota; Metazoa; Mollusca; Bivalvia; Pectinida; Pectinidae
Product: sodium-coupled monocarboxylate transporter 2-like
Exons: 17
Coding region: 293-2158 (621 amino acids)
Biological process (GO): sodium ion transport; transmembrane transport
Cellular component (GO): membrane
Molecular function (GO): symporter activity
Source: RefSeq, a predicted model, not a curated record